AAAUGUGCGCACGCCAACGAAGGCCAAAACUAAGCAGUCAAAGCCUUCUCGCCCAUCUAUGUCUAUCUGAUACAGGACGGCGUUCAAAACAAACUGAAGCUCAGAGUUCAGAAAGGCAGAAAUCGAUCAAAUGGCUCAAGUCAGCAAUAUUAAUGUUGAUCCAAAAAGCGGAUUCUGCAAAUCGAACUCCAUUUUCUACAGCAAACGCAAGCCAACCCCUCUCCCGAAGAACCAUUCACUUGACGUUACAACAUUCAUCUCUUCCAGGCCUCACCAUGGCAACGUCGCCUUCAUCGACGCCAGCACAGGCCGCCAGAUCACCUUCUCCGACCUCUGGAGAGCGGUUGAUUCUGUCGCCACGUGUCUCUCCGACAUGGGUAUUCGAAAAGGUCACGUCAUCCUCCUCCUCUCCCCUAACUCGAUUUUCUUUCCCAUCGUCUGUCUCGCUGUGAUGUCUCUCGGUGCCAUUAUCACCACCACAAACCCUCUCAACACUCGUGGAGAAAUCGCCAAGCAAAUCACCGAUUCAAAACCUGUAGUUGCUUUCACUAUCAAAGAACUCAUCCCCAAACUCGCCGGGUCCUCGCUUCCAGUCGUACUCCUCGAAGACCCAGAAAGCAUCACUCCUGAAGCAAAGAUUUUGACUACUUUACAGGAAAUGAUGACAAAGGAACCGACUGGAAGUCGAGUUAGAGACCGAGUCAGCCAAGAUGAUACAGCGACUCUCCUGUAUUCGUCUGGUACAACCGGCGCUAGCAAGGGUGUGGUGUCGUCUCAUCGUAAUCUCAUAGCAAUGAUAGAAACCAUUGUUAGGCGCUUCACUUCAGACGGAGCACAAGAGACGUUCAUAUGUACUGUUCCUAUGUUUCACAUCUAUGGUCUAGCAGCGUUUGCUAUGGGCCUAAUCGCAUCCGGAACGACGAUCGUAGUGCUCUCCAAAUUCGAUAUGCACGAGAUGCUAUCAGCGAUUUCAAAAUACCGCGUCACGAACUUGCCUCUUGUGCCGCCAAUACUGGUAGCAAUGAUAAACUCCGCCGAUCAGUUAAAGUCAAAGUAUGACUUGAGUUCGUUGCAGUCUUGUUUGUGUGGUGGGGCACCGCUGAGUAAAGAAGUGAUAGAAGGGUUCGUGCAGAAGUAUCCGACUGUGAAAAUUCUUCAGGGGUAUGGCUUGACCGAGUCAACUGGAAUAGGGUCGUCAACGGACACGUUAGAGGAGAGUAGGAGGUAUGGAACGGCCGGGAUGUUGUCAGCAAGCAUGGAGGCGAAGAUUGUGAACCCGGAUAGUGGUGAGGCUUUAUCGGUGAACCAAACGGGUGAGCUUUGGCUUAGGGGGCCCCCUAUCAUGAAGGGUUAUUUUAGUAAUGAAGAAGCUACUGCAUCGACACUUGAUUCGGAAGGAUGGUUGAGAACUGGUGAUCUCUGCUACAUUGAUAAGGAUGGCUUCAUUUUUGUUGUCGAUCGACUGAAGGAGCUGAUUAAAUAUAAGGGAUAUCAGGUUCCUCCUGCAGAAUUAGAAGCCUUGUUACUUACUCAUCCAGAGAUCUCUGAUGCUGCAGUUAUACCAUUUCCUGACAAGGAGGUUGGGCAAUAUCCCAUGGCAUACAUUGUAAGAAAAGCUGGAAGCGAUUUAUCAGAGGCUGCAGUCAUGGAUUUUGUUGCUAGACAGGUUGCUCCAUACAAGCGAGUCCGAAGAGUAGCAUUUGUGGCUGCGAUCCCUAAGAAUCCUUCUGGCAAGAUUCUCAGAAAGGAUCUAAUCAAGCUUGCAACCUCCAAACUAUGAAUAAUUUAUGUUUUUACCAGAAAACUUAUCCUUGGAAGUACUAGUUAGUUCUAUUUGUGAGUCCUGCAAGCUAUUUAGACUUAACCCAUAACGAUCCUUUUUAAAUUUUCAUUGUAAAAAGAGAUUUGAAAUAAAAUUGACUUUGCUGGAUGUAGUCAAUCAGGAUAAAUCCUGCAUACUUUCUCUUUA
Mangifera indica (mango) is the source of this 1969-nucleotide messenger RNA. Its product is annotated as probable CoA ligase CCL5. Gene Ontology annotation, cellular component: peroxisome. The record is from RefSeq and is a predicted model, not a curated record. The coding region runs from base 131 to 1780 and encodes 549 amino acids. Gene Ontology annotation, molecular function: CoA-ligase activity. The transcript has 5 exons. Lineage: Eukaryota; Viridiplantae; Streptophyta; Magnoliopsida; Sapindales; Anacardiaceae.